CUGAAUGUGAAAUGGUUGUUAAUGGCAAUGCAUCAAUACUUCCGGUAACGUAUUGGAGAAGAUGAAUCUAAGACUAAACGACACGAACCUAAAUUGAAGCAUUGAUUACUCAGGAAGUUUCAUUUCUCUAAACCUUUAAAAACCACCAUCGUUGGUUGACAUAACCAGAGAUUGCAGUAGAGGAUGAACCCUAGAAACCAAUGAUCAACGCUCGUGAUAAAGAGAAGGUAAGAAGAGGAUAGGAGCGUGAAAUGAAAUACUUUUUUGUUGAUUUUUAGCCCAAAUAAUGUAAAUCAAAGCCUAUCCGUAAAAAAAAUUCAAGUCCACUAGUAAAAUCAAUACAAAAAACAAACGAACGAAAUAUGGACUUCCACGAAAUGUACGUCUAUCUAAAUAAAGCUCAAAUCACCCCGAAACACAAAAUUAGUGAAACGGAACGUUUUAAAUUAGAGGAUACAUGUCAUGUUUAUAGAAGCCGACUUUAUGACGUGUCCGCCUACGUGGCUUCACCUGGAGAGAUCAAUCCUCUUUUAUAAUAAUAUAUAGAUAGAUAUACAUUAUUGGUUUAUCAAGUUUCUAUGGUUUUAUAUAAAUGACCAAAAAAAUGAAUUAAAAUACUUUUAUACUUUUGAUAAAAAAAAAGAUACAUAUAUAUAUUCUCUAUAUUUUAUGCUGUGUCCCUAUAAAAAUUCGUUUCUAGAAAGUCAACAACACACAUCCUCAACAUCGUUUAGUAUGUCAUCAAGUUAGGUUGGCACCGGACGUAUUAAGAGUUACACUUAGUCAAAGUUUUGAAUGUUCAUCGACCCACUCGUGGCCUCAAUACCAAGCGUCAACUCCCUUUUUCAUCACCGUCACAUUUUUAUUUUAUUCUAGAAUCUGAUGAGGCCAAAUCAUCUAAAUUGACUUUUUGGUUGAAAAGAAACAUCCAUUCUCAAGCUUUGAAUACGCCCUAAUCCAAACCGUACAAAACUGAACACUUCAACUCUUCUAAUAAUAUUAUUAAAUAAAUAACUUAAAGACCACCCAAAACCGACGAUCAUUCAGCAGCACUAUAUAAUCCAUAUGAACCUCAACAUUACUCCUACCAGAAAAAAAACUAGUAUCGACAUUCCUAAAACAAUGUCUUCAUCCUCCUCGUCUAAACGCAGCGUUUCACUCUCUCUGUUGGCUUUAGCCAUACAACUUCUCUUUAUACACAGCGUUUUGUCCCAAAGUCAGGACAAUGCGUUCCUCUACCACAAGUGUUCUGACAUUGAAGGGAACUUCACUUCGAGGAGUCCGUACGAGUCAAACCUCAACAGUCUCUUUCCUCGUCUCUCUUACAGUGUUCCAUCAAGCGGUUUUGCCGCUCUCUCGACUGGUAACAAACCUGACAACGUCAAUGGUUUGGGCCUAUGCCGCGGCGACGCCUCCCCUUCUGACUGCCGAACCUGUCUGGCAACAGCCAUCCCCGAGCUACGUAAGAGAUGUCCGAAUAACAAGGCAGGAAUAAUAUGGUACGACAACUGUCUAGUCAAGUAUUCAUCGACCAAUUUCUUCGGAAAGAUUGAUUACGAGAACAGGUUCUAUCUGUACAACGUCAACAACGUGAGCAAUCCAGCAUCAUUCAACACGCAGACCAAAGCUAUUUUAACUGACCUGACGAAGAAAGCAACUGCUGGAGGCCACCAGAAGCUGUUUGCCACAGGGGAGAAGAGUCUAGGGGAAAAGAAGCUGUACGGAUUAGUGCAGUGUACGAGAGACUUGAGGAGUGAGAGUUGCAAGGCAUGUUUGGAUGGGAUUAUCGGGGAGCUUCCUAACUGCUGCGACGGUAAAGAAGGAGGGAGAGUUGUGGGUGGGAGUUGUAACGUUCGGUAUGAAAUUUACCCUUUUGUUAAGAUUGUUUGAUAGAGGUCCAAAUUAAAAGUGGUCCAGAGGCAAACAUGGUCCUAAAUUAUAAUGGUGUCAAUGACAUACGUAUAGGCAUAUAUUGUGUGCUUGCUGUUUGAAUAAAGUUUUGAGUCAAUAAAAUUUAAGUUCUUCUUUGCGAGUUCUUUGGUGUGGCUUGUUUGGCCCCCUUAUCAAUAAUAAGCAUGUUUGGCUUAUAGCUAUUUUUA
Molecule: messenger RNA, 2099 nt
Organism: Brassica rapa (field mustard)
Lineage: Eukaryota; Viridiplantae; Streptophyta; Magnoliopsida; Brassicales; Brassicaceae
Product: cysteine-rich repeat secretory protein 38
Source: RefSeq, a predicted model, not a curated record